Molecule: messenger RNA, 1280 nt
Organism: Solanum lycopersicum (tomato)
Lineage: Eukaryota; Viridiplantae; Streptophyta; Magnoliopsida; Solanales; Solanaceae
Product: protein SEEDLING LETHAL 1, chloroplastic
Biological process (GO): regulation of DNA-templated transcription
Molecular function (GO): double-stranded DNA binding
Source: RefSeq, a predicted model, not a curated record
UCUUCCUCACCACUGAUACAAAUUCCCUCCCCCACGCCCACCCCACCCCACCCCACCCCAAAAUCCUCCAUUUUUUCAUCUCAAACAACCAGAAAAUCACCAUGUGAGUGAACUCACCAUGCAAGAAACUCUCCAUUUUUCAUCUUCUUCCUCUUUUUCACUUCCUAAAUCCUCCAUUUCUCCUCCCAAAUCCUUCAAAUCCUCCACUAUUUCAUACCCUCAACACCCAAAACCACCCACCCUUAUCUCCACUACCCCACCCACACCCACACCCCAAAACUUCCAUCUUCAAGAAAAGCUUCUUUUUUUGGAUUCACUUGGUGUAGACUCUUUACAUUGCCUUUCUUCACAACCCCUUAUUGUCUCUUCCUCUUUAUCUGACCUCAAAUCGGUUAUUGACUUCCUUUACUCUGUUAAUCUCACCAUACUUGAUGUUCGGAGAGUUUUACACAUGUGCCCAGAUAUUUUAACCGCCGGAAUUUCAACCACCCUCCGUCCCGCCGUCACUUUUUUACUCCGGGAAGCUCUUGUCACCGGAGAAAAACUUCCGGGUGUUCUCCGUAGACGACCCCGGCUACUCACAAAGUGUGUAGAAAAGAAUCUCCGACCGACCCUUUACUUCUUACAGAGUACUAUUGGUAUUGAAGAUGUUUCGAAAUGUGCGACUUUGCUAUCUUGUUCAGUGGAGACUAAGUUUAUGCCUCGAUUGGAUUACUUACAGAGAAUUGGGUUUUCGAGGAGAGAUGCAAAGGUGAUGUUUAGGAGGUUUCCUUCAUUGUUUUGUUACAGUAUAGAGGAGAAUUUGGAGCCGAAAUUCGAUUACUUUGUGGUGGAAAUGGGAAGGGAGUUGAAGGAAUUGAUUGUGUUUCCUCAGUAUUUCUCGUUUAGUUUAGAGAAUAGGAUAAAGCCAAGGCACAAGAUGUGUGUUGAGAAAGGUGUGUGCUUGUCAUUGCCUGUGAUGUUGAAGUCCCACGAAUCGCGAUUUCGUGAUAGGUUGGAAGUUUGUUGUAGCUCGUCUAUGCCGGUUGCUGAAUGUGGAGUCCAGACUAUACUGUUGAGUCGAGUUUAUUGACUAUGUGGUAAGCAAAAGGGGGCGAUUUUGUGUAUGGCUGAUGGCAUUCCAGUUUGGUUAAAUUUGCUUGUUUGUGGUGUUUCUGCUUGCUAAUAAUAUGCAGCAGUGUGUGUACUUCACUAUCCGUCUGCGAGUAUUCAUUUGGAUAUUUGAUGCCAUUGUACAUGUAAAAACUAGAUUUUUUUGAAUGCGUUGAAGUUGCGGUACC